CUCUCGCUCUCUCUCUAUAGAAACCUCCACUCUCCCCUCUCUCUCUCUCUCUCUUUCUCUCUCCAACCUCCCUCAAUGGCAGAAGAAGAUAACCACCACCAACAACCAGCCACCGAGGAAACCACCACCACCACCACCACCCACCACCUCACCCUCCCACAAGGUCUAACCCAGGACGAGUUCGAAGUCCUAACUCAGUCCAUCACCGAGUUCCACACCUACCGAGUCAAGUCAGGCCAAUGCUCCUCCCUCCUCGCCCGGCGCAUCCAAGCCCCAAACGACGUCGUUUGGUCCAUCCUCCGACGCUUCGACAAGCCCCAAACAUACAAGCAUUUCAUCAAGAGCUGUACCGUCAAGGAAGGUUUUAACAUGACCGUGGGUUGCACGCGUGACGUCAACGUUAUCUCCGGGUUACCGGCUGAUACCAGUACGGAGAGGCUUGAUUUGCUGGACGAUGACCGGCACGUCACAGGGUUCAGUAUUACUGGGGGUGAGCAUCGGCUGAAGAAUUACCGGUCGGUGACGAGCGUGCACGAGUUCGAGCGUGACGGGAGGAUCUGGACCGUUGUUUUGGAAUCGUACGUUGUGGAUGUGCCAGAAGGGAAUACGGAAGCGGACACGCAUCUGUUUGCUGAUACGGUGGUGAGGUUGAAUCUGCAGAAGCUGGCGUCGGUCGCCGAAGGAACGUGACUACGGUGCACAUGGUGCAGUGUACAAAAAAAAGUUGAGAUUGAGCUGAGGUGGUUUGGCGUUUGUUCGGUGUAUUUUCUUCUUGCCAGAAUCUUAUUUUGAAUUUUAUUUUUUUUCCUAAUUAAAUUGUUGGUAAUGUUGUACAUUUACUCUCCAUUUGUUAUUUGUUAUUUGUUUUUUGUUAUUUGUUUUUUAUUUAUUUA
Messenger RNA from Camellia sinensis, 893 nucleotides. RefSeq names its product abscisic acid receptor PYR1. Gene Ontology annotation, molecular function: signaling receptor activity; abscisic acid binding; protein phosphatase inhibitor activity. NCBI's taxonomy places the organism in Eukaryota, Viridiplantae, Streptophyta, Magnoliopsida, Ericales, Theaceae. Gene Ontology annotation, biological process: abscisic acid-activated signaling pathway. Gene Ontology annotation, cellular component: cytoplasm; nucleus. The record is from RefSeq and is a predicted model, not a curated record.